GCAUGUAAAUUUAUGUUUAGAUUGAACUUACAAGUUUCGUAGUCGAGAAAAAUAUUUCUCUCAAUUAUACUCGUAACUAUGUACGUUAAUGCUUAUAAACAAUUAUACCUUAUAGUUCUCAAGUAUCUAUAGAUUAAUUAAUGUAUGAUAUUGAUCCUUUAUCAAGUUCGUAGAUAAUGUAAACACAUUGCAUUGAGUCGCUUUUAUUAAGAAAAAUUAAGCGAUUCCCUAAACCGAUACAGACUUUUUAAAAGUAAUAAUGUUUAGAAGUAUUUAAUAUUAAUCUGUACAAAUUGCUAGAAAUUCGAUUGUUUUGUCAUUUUAUAUAUUAAAAAAUAUACAUGUCGAAACUAGUAACCUCCUCCUGUUCGAAGUCGGUUACAAAUCGUGAUGUAAGCAACGAAAAAUGAUAAAUGAUAAAUUUUAUUACCAAUUCUGAAUUAUCUUCAUGUUUGAGAUUCUCCAUAGCUGGAAAAAUAGGAACAUUUUAGCAUUUGGAGUAAUAGGAGUGACUAGAACCUAGAACGUACUAAAAUUUAAGGUUAUGUCCUGUUUAUUCUAAAACUUUCUGUAAUUGUACAAAUAUUUAACAAAACUAUAGCGUGACUUAAAUGUGAUAUUAAAUAAUAGGGCUGAACUUUACUUUGGAGCACCAACAAUUAUUUUCUCUACAUUUUUAAUAUUGAAAUCUCAUGUUUUGGUAACAGUGCUGUCACAAAGAAUUUUUUUCUUCAAUCGUUUGAAUUUAAUUUAAGCUUUCAACUUUCAUUAAGUUACAAAUGGCUUAUAACAAAGAUAAGUGCAUUGCUUGGAUAGACACAGAGCUAACAGGAAUAGAUAUAGAAAGAGAUACAAUUUUAGAAGUUGCUUGUAUAAUAACUGAUGAAGAGUUGAAAGUAAUAAGCGAAGAAUUUAAUGUUGCAAUUAAUCAGAGUGAUGCAAUAUUGACAAGUAUGAAUGAAUGGUGUACACAUCAUCAUAAUAUGACAGGGUUAAUAAGUGACUGUCAAUCUAGUAAACUGACUCUAAAAGAAGCAGAGCAAAUGUUGCUUGAUUUCUUAAAGAAGUACAUUUCAAAAGGAACUUGUCCAUUGGCUGGUAACACAAUUUAUAUGGAUCGUAUAUUCUUGAUGAAACACAUGCCAUCAGUAAAUGAUUAUUUACAUUAUAGAAUUAUUGAUGUCAGUUCACUGAAAGAACUCGUCAGGAGAUGGAAUCCAGUGAUUUAUAACAGCACACCUAAGAAAGAAUGCGUACACAGAGCCUUGCCGGAUAUAAAAGAAAGUAUACAGGAACUAAAAUAUUACAAGGAGAAUAUAUUUUUAUCUGGAGUCCCUUAACGAUAAUUUGUAUUAGUUUGUAUUUAAAUUCAAUAAAUGUUUAAAAAUUUA
Hylaeus anthracinus is the source of this 1391-nucleotide messenger RNA. RefSeq names its product probable oligoribonuclease. Gene Ontology annotation, molecular function: 3'-5'-RNA exonuclease activity; nucleic acid binding. The record is from RefSeq and is a predicted model, not a curated record. The transcript has 4 exons. Gene Ontology annotation, cellular component: mitochondrion. Bases 780 to 1340 code for a protein of 186 amino acids. NCBI's taxonomy places the organism in Eukaryota, Metazoa, Arthropoda, Insecta, Hymenoptera, Colletidae.